This is a messenger RNA of Protobothrops mucrosquamatus (brown spotted pit viper), 4125 nucleotides long. RefSeq names its product ATPase family AAA domain containing 2 (gene ATAD2). Bases 26 to 3982 code for a protein of 1318 amino acids. The transcript has 29 exons. Gene Ontology annotation, biological process: positive regulation of transcription by RNA polymerase II. Gene Ontology annotation, molecular function: ATP hydrolysis activity; chromatin binding; ATP binding. The record is from RefSeq and is a predicted model, not a curated record. Gene Ontology annotation, cellular component: nucleus. NCBI's taxonomy places the organism in Eukaryota, Metazoa, Chordata, Lepidosauria, Squamata, Viperidae.
AGGCAGUUGAGGGGAGGCGGCCGCUAUGGUGGUGCUCCGCAGCGGCUCGGGUGGCUCUGGCCGCCCCGAUCCUCUUGGCGGAGGCGAGACCGCUUCGGCAUCCCCGCAGUCGCUCUACGAACCGAUGGAGUCGAGUUCGGAAUUUCUCAGUUUGCGCACCCCGACUUCGUCUCGGAGGAGGAGGAAACGCUCGGUGGACCGUCGAUCCCCUGGAGCGGCCGCCCGGGAUCUACCCGCCAGUCGGAAAGCCCGGAGGGAGUUUUCUUCAGACAAACAAUGUGAACACUUCACAAGACAGCAUGCCUUGAGAUCUAUGAGGAAAAAUAAUCAACAUUAUUCAGACCCUAGCUUUGACAAAAAGAUGUCAACACUGAGUGAAAAUGGGAUUAACAGGAAACACUUUACAAGGCAACUGGCUAGAAUGCAGGCGGAUGGAAAGAAUGAAGAUGGUGAAGGAUCUGUAGUUCCUGUAACCAGGUCCCUGAACGAAGGAGUAGGUGGGAAGCCUGAAGAACACGUUGCAGAAGAAAAUGGGGAUGUUGAAGUCCGUCGCAGUUGCAGAAUUAGACAAAGCCGCCAUAGUACUAUGAACCAGUCGGUUCUGUUUGACAGACUAAUUACAAAUACUGCAGAAGCUGUACUACAAAAAAUGGACGAUAUGAAGAAGAUGCGCCGUAGACGAAUGAUGGAAGAUCUUGGGGUGUUCAAUGGUAGAAAAGGAGGAAACCUUGAUAUGUACUCCAGAGGGAAACCACCUAUCCAAAGGACUGAUGAAGAAACCUCUGACAAUCAGGAUGGAAGUGCAGAAUCUUCAGAAGAAGUUGAGGACCAUGAAGAUGAAGAUGGAGAAGAAAACCAAAAGCGCUAUGAUCUCCGGCAGCGAAAAACUGUUGUUCGUUAUCAAGCCUCACCAGAAAAGCCCAGGCAUCCGAAGAAGCCUAAAUUUUAUGAUGAUGCAGCCUCUCCAGUAAGACAAGGUUUCCCCUUUAGUCCUGCAAGACCACGGAGCCCUUUCCGUAAAAAAAUAAAUAGGCGAAAGCAUGCAAUUCAUAAUAGUGAUUCCACAACUUCAUCAUCAUCUGAUGAUGAAGAACGCUUUGAGAGACGUAGGAAGAGAAGUCGCAGCAAAGCACUGAGCAGGUGCCUUCCACUAAAUUUUCAAAAAGAUGAGUUGAAGGGAAUCCACAGAGAUCGAAUGAAAAUUGGAGCAAGCCUGGCCGAUGUUGAUCCAAUGCAAAUAGACACUUCAGUACGAUUUGAUAACGUGGGUGGACUUUCUGAUCAUAUUUCAGCUUUAAAGGAGAUGGUAGUUUUCCCACUACUUUAUCCCGAAGUGUUUGAGAGAUUCAAGAUUCAGCCUCCAAGGGGCUGCCUUUUCUACGGUCCACCGGGUACUGGAAAAACUCUUGUUGCCAGGGCACUUGCUAAUGAGUGCAGUCAAGGAGACAGAAGAAUAGCUUUUUUCAUGAGAAAAGGUGCUGAUUGUCUCAGUAAAUGGGUGGGUGAAUCUGAGCGACAGCUUCGUCUGCUGUUUGACCAGGCCUUUCAGAUGCGUCCUUCAAUUAUAUUCUUUGAUGAGAUAGAUGGCCUUGCUCCUGUACGGUCCAGCAGACAAGAUCAGAUUCACAGCUCAAUUGUGUCUACGUUGCUUGCAUUGAUGGAUGGCUUAGACAAUAGAGGUGAGAUUGUGGUGAUCGGUGCUACAAACAGAUUGGAUUCCAUAGAUCCUGCUUUGAGAAGACCUGGACGUUUUGACAGAGAAUUCCUAUUUACAUUACCAGAUAAAGAGGCAAGGAAGGAGAUUCUUAAGAUCCAUACACGAGAAUGGACCCCUAAGCCAUCAGAAAUAUUUCUACAGGAGGUUGCUGAAAAAUGUGUUGUAUUAGCUGGAAACUGGCAAUGUGCAUCGAAAGCUCAGAAUAAUGUCAUGAUUUGUAGAAGUCCUGGUUCCGAACGGACCAAGGCCCGGUGUAGAAGUAAGAUGCAAUAUUCAUAUGAAAAACUUCGCCUUUUUGUUUCCUUUAAAGAUUUUGCUAAUCAUGCAUCAGAAUUUGAUCUGCUAUACAGCGAUGAAGAAGGACCAUCAGUAUUUGAAACAGGACAUUUUCAGAAAGGCUCUCAAAAGCGGACACAUUUUCUUAAUUUUAAUAGAAAUGCUUAUCACCAACCAACAUCUUGCCGACCAAGACUCUUAAUUAGUGGGAAGCCAGAACGUGGACAAGCUUCUCAUUUGGCUCCAGCAGUCAUACAUGCUUUAGAAAAGUUUCCUGUUUAUACACUAGACCUUUCUAUUCUCUUUGGUGUCAGUUCCAAAACCCCUGAAGAAACAUGUGCACAGUUGAUCUGUGAAGCUAAGAGAACAGCGCCAAGUAUAAUAUACAUUCCAAAUAUUCAUAUAUGGUGGGGAACGGUUGGACACACAUUGCAAGCAACAUUUAAAACACUGUUACAGAACAUUCCAUCCUUUGCUCCCAUUUUUCUUCUUGCAACAUCAGAUACACGUUAUGAAGUUCUGCCAGAUGAGGUAAAGGAAUUAUUUGCUGGUGGUUUUGGAGAGGUUUUUGAUGUUCACUUGCCUAAUUUUGAAGAAAGAAGGAAAUUCUUUGAAAGUUUAAUUCUCCAUCAAGCAGUUAAAUCACCGGUAUCCAAAAAGAAAGCAGUUUUGCAGGCAUUAGAGGUCUUACCAGUAGCUCCCCCACCGGAACCACGGCAGCUGACAGAACAGGAAGUCAAACAGCUUGAGGAGCAAGAAGAAGAUACUCUACGUGAGCUGAGAAUUUUUUUAAGAAACGUGACACACAGACUUGCCAUUGAUAAACGCUUCAGAGCCUUUUCCAAACCUGUUGAUUUGCAGGAGGUGCCAGACUAUGUCACAGUCAUCAAGCAGCCAAUGGAUCUUUCAACCAUUAUUUCAAAAAUUGAUCUCCACCAGUAUCUGUCUGCCAAAGAUUAUCUAAAAGAUAUUGACCUCAUCUGUAGCAAUGCAUUAGAGUACAAUCCUGAUAGAGAUCCUGGAGAUCGUUUGAUUAGACAUAGAGCCUGUUUUCUCAAAGAUACAGCCUAUGCUAUAAUAAAGGAAGAAAUGGAUGAAAAUUUUGAACAACUUUGUGAAGAAAUUCAGGAAUCACGCAAAAAGAGAGGUUGCAGUUCUUCAAAAUAUGCUCCAUCCUAUUACCAUGUCAUGCCAAAGCAAAAUACCACAUUGCAGGAUAAGAAAUUGGAUUCUGAAUGUGGUGACAAGAUUAAAAGCCCACCAACCCCUCUGGAUUCUAGUUCUCCUUUCAUUCAUAAUGCCUUAUCAAAGAGAAGACUAAGAAGAAAGAGUCGGUGGUGCCUGGGCAACCUAGCAAAGCGGAAAAAGACUUUGCAUUUCAAUAAGGAGAACAAAGCUCCAGGAGAAGAGCCAGAUGAAGGGGAGAGCGAUGGAGAAGAAUGUAUGGAAAAUAAUAACUCCAGUAUGGAGCAGACUGAAGUUGAAAUAACACAGACAUCUCUGGAUGACUCUGAACAUGUGCCUCCAAAGCAGCAUAUCAGUAUAUCUGAUGCAGAAAAUGAGCUGGCCAUUCACAGUGAUGUUAAGUGUAAAUUUGACAAGAGCAACAAGGAUGCAGAACUUUCAGAACCAAAAAAAGCAUGCAAUGGUGAUGCAACAGAACAUUCAUUAGAUAUAUGCAUGCUUCGUAUGACCCGUGCAAGGCGUUCACAGGUAGAGCAGCAGCACCUCAUAAAUGUUGAGAAAGCCAUGGAAAUUCUGUCAGCGCAAACACCACCACUCACAGUGGAUCAAGACAAGCUGAAUAAAUUACUAAACAUGGCUGUUGAGAAAAGCGGUGACUACACUAUUCUUGAGUUGGAGAAAUUCUAUGCCUUACUCAGUCAGUGUAUUUAUCGACAUCGUGGAGACUAUGACAAAAGCAAAUUGAUUGAGGCAAUGACAAGAGAAAUUGCAGCCUUCAAUCCAUAUGAAUUCAUAAUUUCAUAAUAUCGUCAAAUCCCUGAAAUCCUAUUGGAAAUUAAUGUGAGACCAAAUAUUACAUAUGCACAGUAAGCUUUAUCUAAUGUAGCAUUUCUAGAUUUUUACCCAUAUGGAAGAGAAGCCUUAGCCUUUUAAUACAUUGAGAACAA